Messenger RNA from Styela clava, 3529 nucleotides. Its product is annotated as ATP-dependent 6-phosphofructokinase, muscle type-like. Gene Ontology annotation, biological process: canonical glycolysis; fructose 6-phosphate metabolic process; fructose 1,6-bisphosphate metabolic process. Lineage: Eukaryota; Metazoa; Chordata; Ascidiacea; Stolidobranchia; Styelidae. The record is from RefSeq and is a predicted model, not a curated record. Gene Ontology annotation, molecular function: ATP binding; fructose-6-phosphate binding; 6-phosphofructokinase activity. Gene Ontology annotation, cellular component: cytoplasm; 6-phosphofructokinase complex.
UUAUUACAAGCAUUGUUGGAUUUAUUUUGAAAAGAAACUAAUAAGAAUAUCAUUGCAAUAUAGUAAAUUUUCAGUUUUAACUCCAAUAAUAUUUAUACCGAAAAAAUUGAAAUGGCGACAUCAGCAAAGACAAGUGAUUCUAAUGCCCAUAUAAAAAAUCGACAUUUGUCUCGUAUUUCCUCAACAACUGAUAUUGGACAAGGAAAAGCAAUUGCUGUUUUCACAAGUGGUGGCGAUUCUCAAGGAAUGAAUGCUGCUGUUAGAGCUGUUGUCAGAAUGGCAAUUACCUGUGGUUCGGAGGCCUACUUAAUAAAAGAGGGUUAUCAAGGCAUGGUUGAUGGAGGAGAUAAUAUUGUAAGAGCAAAUUGGGAUGAUGUUUCUGGAAUCAUUCAGCUGGGAGGAACAGUUAUAGGAAGUGCUAGAUGUACUGAAUUCCGAGAAAGAAGUGGAAGAUUGAAGGCCGCGUUCAAUCUUGUUUCCAAUGGUAUCACAAAUAUAUGUGCUAUAGGUGGUGAUGGAUCACUAACAGGUGCUAAUUUAUUUCGAAAUGAAUGGCCGAGUUUAUUGCAAGAACUUGUUGAUGAGGGGAAAAUAAGUGAAGAACAAAAGAUCAAGUAUGAUUAUCUGAAUAUUGUUGGAAUGGUUGGAUCAAUCGACAAUGAUUUUUGUGGAACUGACAUGACAAUUGGUGCUGAUUCUGCUUUGCAUAGAAUUGUUGAAUGUGUUGAUUGUAUUGUAACUACUGCUCACAGCCAUCAACGUGCUUUUGUACUGGAGGUUAUGGGCCGGCACUGUGGGUACCUUGCUCUCGUCACUGGCCUCGCAUGUGGUGCUGAUUGGAUUUUUAUUCCUGAAAAUCCCCCAAGUGAUGACUGGCCUGAAAAGAUGUGUAACAAACUGGAGAAUGCCAGAUCAUGGGGGAAUCGUUUGAACGUUAUCAUAGUAGCAGAAGGUGCUAUUAACAACCGAGGAGAGCCGAUCACCUCAGAAAUGGUUAAAAAUGUCAUAAAAACCAAACUCAAACUGGAUACUAGAAUAACAGUUUUAGGUCAUGUUCAACGUGGCGGAGCCCCAAGUGCUUUUGACAGGAUUUUAGCAACAAGGAUGGGUGCUGAAGCAGUUCUUGCUUUGUUGGAAGCAACUCCAUCAACACCAGCUCAUGUUAUAUCUUUAGAUGGAAAUCAAGCUGUUCGUGUACCGUUAAUGGAAUGUGUUAAAACAACACAAGCAGUUCAGAAGGCCAUGAGCAAUUUGGAUUUUGCCGAAGCUGCAAGGCUGCGUGGAAGAACGUUCUUGGGAAAUUUGAACAUUUACAAGAAGCUUGGAGCAGUCACUAGAAGUACUGAUGAGGGUUGUGUUGCAGAGUUGACUAGUGAAGGUGAAGAUGUGGAAUGCGAAUUGAAGCCAUUCAGCAUUGCCAUAAUGAAUGUUGGAGCACCUGCUGCAGGAAUGAAUGCUGCUGUAAGAUCAGCAGUUCGAACUUGCCUCUUUUCAGGAUAUUCGGCCCUAGUUAUUCAUAAUGGAUUUGAAGGCCUGGAGAAAGGAAUGAUUGAAAAAUGUACUUGGCGUAAAGUUGCAAACUGGGUUGGAGAGGGUGGUUCAAACCUUGGCACAAAGAGAACUCUACCCAGUCAAUGCAACAUGGAUGAAAUUACAAAACAAAUGGCAAAACACGCAAUCAGUGGUAUCAUUUGCAUUGGAGGCUUUGAGGCUUUUCACGGCUGUCUGCAAUUGGCUGAAAUGAGAGUCAAGUUUCAGGAAUUGUGCAUCCCAUAUGUUGUUAUUCCGGCUACUCUAUCCAACAAUGUUCCUGGCACUGAACUAUCUAUUGGCGUUGAUACAACUCUGAACACUGUCUGUGAGACUUGCGAUAGAAUAAAAAUGUCUGCAAGUGGAACAAAAAGACGAACCUUUCUUGUGGAAACAAUGGGAGGAUAUUGUGGAUAUCUGGCAACCAUGGCUGGUUUGGCAGCUGGAGCAGAUGCUGCCUAUAUUAAUGAGGAAUUAUUCACAAUAAGAGAUUUACAAAAAAACAUUACUCAUUUACGGUCAAAAAUGAAGGGAAAAACCCAACGUGGCCUUGUUUUGAGAAAUGAGAAAGCUAGUGAACAUUUCACCACAGAUUUUAUUUACCGUUUAUAUGCAGAGGAAGGAAAAGGAGUUUUUGAUUGCAGAGCUAAUGUACUUGGACAUAUGCAACAGGGUGGAGUGCCUUCACCUUUCGAUAGAAAUUAUGCAACAAAAAAUGCUGCAAAAGCUGCUUUCUGGAUUACUCAACAGAUACAAAACAACUUAAAAGAAGAUGGAACCGUAAACUGCCGAACAGACGAGUCUGUAACUUUACUUGGAAUGAAGAAACGACAAAUGUAUUUUCAACCUGUCCAGCAAUUAAAAGCAGAAACAGAUUUUGAAAAACGUCUUCCAAAAUCACAAUGGUGGCUCAAUAUACGUCCUCUUCUUCGCUUGAUGGCACACUAUCAGGAUGACAGAUCACUGUAUCAGGCAGAAUCCAGCACUGAAGUUUUCAAGCCAAACGACUCUGAAGUAGAAACGAUAAAUGCCCGUGACACUGUUGUUUAAUUUCUCACGCCUUUUCUCUGACUAUGUGAUAGACUAUCAUUUGUGAUAUAGAUGUGGCCCAUUCAUUAUUGAAUUUUGUGUGAAAGUUCAUACUAAACCUGUAUAUUAUUUAUAAUUUUGCUGUGAUUUUACCACUGUGUUUUAGAACCGGAUCUUAAUCAUUAUAGUUUAAUACUUCUUUGAUAUGGCAUGCAAAAUUUGGUUUUGGCACUAAUGCAACCUGUCCAAAGCAAUGCUUUUAAAAGUUCCAACAAUUUGAUUAUAUUUAUACUCAAAUAUUCAUCUCACAUAAAAAUGACGUGACUGUAGUAUAUGACAGUUGAAAUUUAGAUGAACUCCUAAAAAAUCACUACUUGAAGUUGGUGAAACAUUGAAGCUAUUACAACUUUUCUGAUUAUAAACUUUUUUUUCGAUAAUUAUUGAUCUUUAUAAAGUUCCGCGUUCUUUCUCUGUCCCUGCUAGCUUGAACUCAAAUAUAUUUCAUAUUUACGUUUCCAUGAUAUUGCUAUAUUCAAGUUUUCAGCAUGGUAUAUCUGCUUCAUAAUAUUUCAUUUCAGUUAUUAUUAAAUAUCUUAUGUAUUAAUUGUUAAAACAAAACAAACUUCUGUAAUUGCACAAUAUUCUUCAAAUAAUAUUAGUGAAAACAAACUUGAUAUAUAUUUUUUACAUUAACCACAGUACUUAAAGCAGAGCUGUAUUCUAAGAUUCCUUAUUUACAUGAUGGCUAUGAUUUUUCAUGUUUAUGUCAAAGGAGAGAGAAGCCAAAGAUGGCUCAAUUGUUGAUGUUAAUGUUGCCUUGAUAGCUUUUAGCGGCACAUGGAAUUUAGUUCGAUGGGUUUCAACAAAAAGCGUUUAUUAUUGCAUGUUGCAUUGCAUUUUUCCUCUUGUUUGGCUUUACAAAGUGUGAAUAUGUUAAUUCAUUCAAUAAAAACACAUUUGUGAACUAUCA